This is a messenger RNA of Diatraea saccharalis (sugarcane borer), 537 nucleotides long. The record is from the annotation of a GenBank genome assembly. Lineage: Eukaryota; Metazoa; Arthropoda; Insecta; Lepidoptera; Crambidae.
AUGCAAAAUAUCACAGAUGCCAACGAUCUACAUCGAGCUCGUGAUAUUAAAACCGCACGGAACCUAGAAAAACCGAUGUUCGUACAAACAGAUUUAAGAUUAGCUAGAAAUGAUAUAUUUCCUAACGUAACAGCCACUACACUGCCCGAAUUCAAACCAAUAUCAGAUGAGCAGAUAGAAAAAGUAUCGAGAAUUUUAAAAGAAAUGUCGAAGAAAAGAACUGGCCGCUUAUUAGACAGUAGCGCACAAGAAGCUCAAAUAAAAGCGAAUGUUCUGAAAAAAUUCUCCCAGAAAGCGGACAGGCAGGACGAGAAAAAGUGUCCACAAGGGGGCACAUGCGAAUUCUUUUUCUAUUGUUGGAUGGUUGGUGGUCUUUUGGAAGGUUCGUGCGGUGGAUUAUUGAAGGGGUGUUGCCACAGAGUCGCUAAAGCUGGCAUUCUUGGUGUUCAAGAUUCGAACAGCAUUGAUUAUGGGCCAAGCGCGGGACUAAGUUAUGGGCCCGUCAUAAACGACGAAAGUAAGUUUUACGCUUCGUGA